AAUCUUUUGAAGGCAGAUAAAUUUUAUAAGGAAACAUUUAUUGAAGAAAUGGCUUAUUCUAUCACUUAUCUAUAUGCAUUUAAUCAAAAUAGUCAUAAUUUUCUUGAAGAGAGUCUUACUAUUCUUCAGCAAAGAAAAAUUUAUAGAGAAUUAUAUAAUGCUUAUAAAAAGGCUCUUAAUAAAGCUUUAACAAGCUGA
Molecule: messenger RNA, 198 nt
Organism: Racocetra fulgida
Lineage: Eukaryota; Fungi; Glomeromycota; Glomeromycetes; Diversisporales; Gigasporaceae
Source: the annotation of a GenBank genome assembly